Dioszegia hungarica is the source of this 2478-nucleotide messenger RNA. RefSeq lists its product as uncharacterized. Lineage: Eukaryota; Fungi; Basidiomycota; Tremellomycetes; Tremellales; Bulleribasidiaceae. The transcript is spliced from 12 exons. Gene Ontology annotation, cellular component: actin filament; cytoplasm. The record is from RefSeq and is a predicted model, not a curated record. Gene Ontology annotation, molecular function: nucleic acid binding; microtubule binding; actin binding. Gene Ontology annotation, biological process: actin filament polymerization. Bases 1 to 2478 code for a protein of 825 amino acids.
AUGAACCACUAUCCAGCGCAACACAACGGCAGCUCGGGAGGAGGCGGCCCACAAGGUGGUGGCUUCAAUUCUCAGCCCCCAAAUCGCCCGCACAUGCCUCCUGGUCCUGCACCGUACAAUCAGCAGCAGCAAGCUUCUAUCGACUACCCACCCUACCCACCGCCCCCUAUCCCAGCACGUCAAACUGGUCCUCCUCCUCCGAUACCUCGCGCGCCGCCGCCGAUGCCUCAAGGCGAUCAGGCCGGUCCCAGCGGGUACAUGAAUCGCACGGCUGAGCGGGCCCAGCCCUACCGGGCCAAUGGCGGGGGCGCUCGUCCUCCUCCCGGUGCUCCCGGUCAAUAUGGAGAGCCAGACGGAAGGGGCGGCUAUCUGCCUGGCCCAGGAUCAGGUCCAUCCUAUGACUCGGGCCGGGCGUCCUAUUCGCAGCCGCCGCCGCGUGCCCAGAAUGGCUCGGCGUACUCUCCCGAGCAGAACCGAAAUCAGUCGUCAUACCCUGCUCUCCCACCUAUCCACUUCACAGAUCGGCCGCCUCCUCCUCCUUUCUACGAUCGCUCGGAUGAUCGGUAUCAAGGAUUCUCGGGCUCGGUGAAUGGCUAUGCCGCGCAAGACCGGGAUCGACCGAGGCAGAACUUUACGACGAAGUCUGAGAGGCCAGGGCGAGGGAGAAGUCCGGAACCUCGUUGUGAGGCCGGGCUUGUAACAGGCCGAUAUACGCCAAUUCACUCCUCCCGCUUCCACUUCUUCGGAUCUUCCCCGCUCCUUGUCCGCGACCCCCACCAGGUCGAUCCGCCGACGGGGCAGGCAGAGACGCCCGAGCAACCGACCACCGAGCCCAGCUCGAACGCCAAUGCCGGACUCUCUUCGUCCGGAACGUCAGUGCAGUAUGAAGCGGACAUCGAUGGUCUGAGGGCGAGCUUUGAUCGAUAUGGCCAGAUCAAGACGUACUUUGAUUUGGUCAAGCAGCGUGGGAUGAUCUUUAUCACCUAUCUGAUCGCGGUCCAGUUUGACCUUCGUGCGGCUGAGAGAGCGAGAGAUGGGAUGCACGAUACACUGAUCAAAGACCGUCGGAUUGACGUCCACUACAGUCUACCCAGGAAGGACGAUCAAAAGCACCCUCCAGACAAGGAUAGCAACCAGGGCUCGGUGGUCGCUACGCUUUUGCGCGGUCCAUACCUGACCAUCGACGAGGUGGGGAGGAUGGCCAAUGAGUACGGCGAUAUCAAGACGGUCCGGCCUGGCCGUAGUCCCGAGCAAGUAGUCGUCGAGUACUACGACGCACGAGGAGCAAUCAGGUUCAUCGACAUGCGGAAUGGCCGUCCAUACAAUAAUGGAACGCUCGAGCUGCUCUUGAUCUGGGACGAAACAGAGCAAGCCGGUCCACCACCUCUCCCUAUCUCCAUCGGCAGAGACCAGGGUCAAAACGGAAGCAACCAGUCUGGACGGCAUGGACCAAACGGAGGACGGGAAGGUCGAGGGCGCAGAAACAGUCGAGUCGACCGUGGCGGGAGAGACGGGCCGGAUGGGCGCCGGCAUGGCGGUCCACCUGUCCCCGGGGGCUACAGGGAUGGGCCUCAUGAUGGGCGAGGGCGCAGCCCGGAUCGUGGACCCGAUAGGAGGGGUUCUGGGGGCAGCUUCCAAGGUGGGCCGAGGGGACCGCCGGGUCCUCCGCAGGGAUUGUCGCAGGGCAGAUAUAACGAUGCUCCGCCACAGACAAAUGGAGACGACCGACUCGAGCGAGCUCGUCAAGUCCAGGAUCUGCUGGCAUCGCUUAGUGGCGCCGUCCCCGCUGCUCCGAAUUCCGCCUAUCCUCCCCAGAACGGCAGCUAUCAGCCCCACAAUGGCGGUCCACCCCCUCUUGCCCCUCCCGCACCUCGACCCUCCGAUCCCCGCCUGAACAAUCGGAACCAGCCUCCCCCACAACAUGCCGGCGGACCCGGUGCACCCCAGUACAAUGCCCCACCGGCUGCCUCAUAUGUCGCACCUCCGCCCAUAUCCUACGGCGGUCCUCCUAGCCAGCAUUCUUACGACUACCCCGCGCCAUCCGCUGCGCCCCCGGGAGGCGGUGGUGGUGGUGGUAUCAGCGACGGUAUCCCGCCCGAAGUCCGCUCGCUCCUCCAAGCCAAUAAAGUACUGCAUCAUCAUCCCUACGUCCCGCCUGCGAACCCGCGUAUCCCUCCUCCGUCUUCGCCUUAUCGCGCCGCCCAUGCGCUGCCGAUGUCCCCAACGGGGCCGCCGCCGCCGUCGCAGGGAUACGGAAAUGGACAACCCUAUCAGCAGAAUCAGCAGCAUCAGGAGGGCUACCAGCCCGCGGCGGGUGGAGAUGUGGGGAGCUUGUUGGCUAUCCUUAUAGCUAGGUCCCGCUCGAUCGAGUCAUGGCGCGAUGGCGGGAGAGUCUGGAUAGCUAUACCAACGAGACACAUUCACAUGCAACAACUAUAUCAUCACGCCACCGUGGGUCGACCCAUGUCGGAGCCCUAA